Diaporthe citri is the source of this 534-nucleotide messenger RNA. RefSeq lists its product as uncharacterized. Gene Ontology annotation, biological process: basic amino acid transport; transmembrane transport. Gene Ontology annotation, cellular component: fungal-type vacuole membrane. The transcript has 2 exons. The record is from RefSeq and is a predicted model, not a curated record. Gene Ontology annotation, molecular function: basic amino acid transmembrane transporter activity. The coding region runs from base 1 to 534 and encodes 177 amino acids. NCBI's taxonomy places the organism in Eukaryota, Fungi, Ascomycota, Sordariomycetes, Diaporthales, Diaporthaceae.
AUGCUUCUUGUUUCCUUGUUGCUCGAAUAUGCCACCAAGUUCCUCAGAGGCCCACUGGGAGCCAAACCCCGACAUAUCAACAUCGAGGAUGGAGAGGAGCCCGGAGUGGCGUACGAGCUCGUGGAUGAUGCCAGACGCGACCCGAGGCUGACGGUCACCGAUCCCUCUGGUGUCAACACUAUACCAUCGACCUGCGAGACUAUGCCUGGCGCGCGAGCGGGCACCAGAUCUGCAACACCCCAAAGCGAAGGAGGAAAGGAAGGCGGCGGAGAAACUUCUGCUGAAAGCAGGAAACGACGCAACCACAAAUACAAAGUCCUUUUCGGUCUUGCCUUCCCCUUUGCGCUCCAAUCACCGGACACCACCAUCAUCGCUUCCGCACUUCCAUUCAUCGCAGCUGAUUUCGGCCAAGUCCAGCAGCUGAACUGGAUAGUCUCCGUCUUCAACCUAACAGCCGCCUCCUUCCUCCCGUUCUGGGCCUGUUGUUGGAGGACACCUUACGCAGGUCAACUGGCGGUGGUGCUUUGCUAUUAA